Talaromyces amestolkiae is the source of this 1761-nucleotide messenger RNA. RefSeq lists its product as uncharacterized. Lineage: Eukaryota; Fungi; Ascomycota; Eurotiomycetes; Eurotiales; Trichocomaceae. The record is from RefSeq and is a predicted model, not a curated record. The coding region runs from base 1 to 1761 and encodes 586 amino acids. The transcript has a single exon.
AUGACGGAUCAAAGUUCAGAAAAUUCUACUGGCCAUGAGUCAGUCAGGCUGCAAGUAUAUCUCGACUGGGUAGAUGCCUGGGUCUCGUCUUCGAAGACAAUAACAAAGACGGCUAUUCUCCAGCCGGAAGACCCAACAACUCUUACAUCAGAGGAAGUAUUUGCUCGCCAGCUGGAGGAUUCAGCUGAUCUUGCACCAGGAGACCCAAUCGAGAUCCCAAGUUUGAGUACAAAUGAAAUGGCAGCAUACUUUCUGGAAGAGAMCCUGCCAUAUCUUCUCAACCCGGACGAUCUCAAAGCAAUCAUCCAUGCAUUUCGUCAACAGUUGGUCCAUAGGCGCAUCAAGGUGGGUGGAAGACUCCCACCUUCAUGCCCUGAGACUGAUGUCUUUUCUGAACAAUAUGAUCCUCGAGUAGAAUGCAAGUGUGUAGGGAAUACACGAGACAACAAGCAAACAAUGACGGAUCUAGCUUCAUGGCAAGAUAGCGAGUGUCGAGCCAUCCGACGCACUGUUAAAGCUGCUCAGACUGUGAUCAGCAGGCAAGCUGAAUAUAAAUCGCAGGGAAUAUUCACCAGUCAAGGGCUAACUGAUGCCGCCAUCGAGCUCUUCCUCUCAGGCAGUGAUCUUCAACCGAUUCCGGAUACCUGUCAAGGUUCAGGUAUCACAGACCCUAUUCCCGAGAUCAAAGCACCUGACCGACGACCUAGCCCAACCUGCGACUCGGACCCGGAUAUCUAUGACAGCCUCUUCCCGACGAUAGAGAAAAUCAAGCUCUGCGCAGAUGCCAAAUACUUCUUCGCAAUGGCCUGUGGCGGUAGCCUAGUUGAUGAAGGUCUCUUGCGAGCCAUUGCUGAUUCAGGAAACGACAUCCUCAUUGGGGAUUAUUGCGAUGCGGCAGAUGAGCAGACACUAAAUAUUUUGCAAAAGAAUGGGGCUGCAGCUGUGGCAUUCUUGAAACUCUGCACUCUUGCCGACGUUGUUACACCAGUCCAAUUUGAUAAUCUGGUCGCUUCCCUGAUCCAGUUUCGAGUACUGGGGUACUACAGGGACCAUACACGAACAGAACUUGUUGGUGGUCUUUAUGGUAGCUAUUACACUGGACUUCCUGGACCGAGAUAUAUAGACCUCGCUAUUUGGGUGGGAAUGAUGUCGGCGUCAUUAGCGACAGGGGAAAAGAUCACCGAAGAAAUGUACCUCAGACUUGCUACGGUCUGUACCUUGUUAAACGACCUAGUCGAUCUGCGAAGUGACACGAUGCGCAAACAAAGAGAGAACCUCAUUCUACGCGGUGUUCGCGGCUGUCUUUGCGGCUAUCUGGACUCCUGUAUUUCACAUUGUCUAACUCUAGCCUGCGAGGCCUUGGAAUCAGACCGAUUGAGCGGACUGGUGGUACUUGGGUUCUGUAACUGGGCUGUUAUGGCCUCUCACCACAAAGUCUACGAAGUCGUCAACGGCGUUCAGGAAGUAAAACGAUACCCGACCUGCAAAUAUGGCUCAAUUGAAGACGAGACAAAAUACAACAACCUACUGAAAGCAUUAGAGCCCUACGGUACUCUUAGAGAAGAAGGUCGGCAUAUUUAUAUGAAACGAGCUACAAUGGAUCAACUAUACGCCGUCAAUCGCCUAAAAUCAGAAACGCAUCUUGCUUGGAUGGCUGAUGUAACGAGAAGCCUUUUGCAACCGGAGACAUUGCGGAAGAUUGUGGAUGUUGUGCAUUUUGAGUGGAGGGGAGAUGUUGGAAACCGAGAAUAUUGCCCUUGA